AUGCUCAAGGUGCGGGUGGUCAUCAAGUACCGACACUGCACCGGCCUCCUGUCUAUGAAGGUGACUGACGAUGUGGUGUGCCUCCAGUACAAGACGGACCAAGCUCAAGAUGUCAAGAAGUUUGAGAAGUUCCAGAACCAGUUGAUGCGUCUGAUGGUUUCCCGGGAAUGCCGCAGCAGCCUGAUGGAGAUGGAGUGAAGCCGGGGGCUGGAGGGAAGAGCAGAGACUUGCCUUGUGUGACGUGUCUUGGAGCGAGGAGGUUGAGGGACGUGAGCUGCUGGGCGAAGGAGCUUUGCGGGGGAGGGAGGGAGGGGCUCUGUGAGGAAGGACGCUGUGUUUCCUGGCACUGGGAAUGCCCUCUCCUGUUGCGGCUGGGACCUUCCCCCACUGCCCGGUUGCGCUGUGUUUGCAGUGACCGUCACUCCGUCUCCUCGAGUAACCCGCAGGCUCUGUUCCUGUGCGGAAACUGCCAGUUCGCAUGGAGCUCGGAUGCCGAAAUAAAUGAUCCGUGGUUGAA
This is a messenger RNA of Pristis pectinata (smalltooth sawfish), 517 nucleotides long. RefSeq names its product signal recognition particle 9 (gene srp9). Gene Ontology annotation, biological process: SRP-dependent cotranslational protein targeting to membrane; negative regulation of translational elongation. Gene Ontology annotation, cellular component: signal recognition particle, endoplasmic reticulum targeting. Bases 1 to 198 code for a protein of 65 amino acids. The record is from RefSeq and is a predicted model, not a curated record. Gene Ontology annotation, molecular function: 7S RNA binding. NCBI's taxonomy places the organism in Eukaryota, Metazoa, Chordata, Chondrichthyes, Rhinopristiformes, Pristidae. The transcript has 3 exons.